Molecule: messenger RNA, 1314 nt
Organism: Cercopithifilaria johnstoni
Lineage: Eukaryota; Metazoa; Nematoda; Chromadorea; Rhabditida; Onchocercidae
Source: the annotation of a GenBank genome assembly
AUGGUAUCAAAUGAAGGCGAUGAGGCAAUACAAGAAGCAACAAGUAAUGACGACGAAAUAAAGACUACAGCUGAUGAUGGGAAAGCGAACGAAAAACGAUACAAAUGUGAGGUAUGCAUAAGUUCGGAUAAGCAAUUCGGAUGUUCAGGCAAUCUGAAACGCCAUAGGGUGGUACAUACCGAUGAAAAAAAUUACAUAUGUGAGGUAUGUAAUAAAGCGUUCAAAAGGUUCAGCGAUCUGAAGAGCCACCAAUUGAUGUAUGGAAACGAACGACCAUUCAAAGGUGACGUAUGCAAUAAAACAUUCAAACGGUCCAACGCUCUGAAGGUACAUGAACAGACGCACGGAAACGAACAAUUAUUCGAAUGUUACGUGUGCAAUAAAACAUUCAAAGUAUCCAGGAAUCUGAAGAGACACCAAUUGUCGCAUGGAAACGAACAAAUAUUCAAUCUUUUCACAUUCAAAUCUGGUGCCGAAGUUAAUACGACAAAUAUCAUUUCAUUAGAUUGGUUGUCUGCUAAAAAUACUUUUUCGAAAAGAAUUCAACGAUUUCCACAUCUCAUCAUUGCGUCAUUGCAUCAUGCACCUGUCAUAUUAUUUCGUAUUGCUUGUUUUGCCGUUGUACGCCGCGCAAAUAACGCAGGAAUGAGAAACGACGACGAAAUAAAAACUAUGGCUGAUGACGGAAAAGCAAACAAAAAACGGUACAAAUGUGAAGUAUGCAGUAAGCAAUUCGGGUAUUCAGGCGCUUUGAAACGCCAUAAGAUAAUACAUACCGGUGAAAGAAAUUACAUAUGUACGGUAUGCAAUAAAGCGUUGAAAAGGUCCGACGAUCUGAAAAGCCACCAUUUAACGCACGGAAACAUACGACCAUUCAAAUGUGCUGUGUGCAAUAAAGCUUUCAAACUGCGCCGCUAUCUGAAAGAACAUAUGAAGAUACAUGCGGACAUUGAAAAGAUAUUGAAAUGCGACGUAUGCGGUAAAGCAUUCAAAUGGUCUAACAAUCGGAAGAGACACAAAUUGACACACAGAAACGAACGACCAUUCAAAUGCUACGUGUGCAAUGGAACAUUCAAAAGGUUCAACAAUUUGAAGAAACACCAUUUGACGCACGAAAACGUACGACCAUUCAAAUGUGAAAGUUGUGGUAAGACCUUUAUUCGAAAGAAUAAUUUGAACGUACACAUUAAAAGGCAUAAAAGUUCGGAUGAAAGGCUAUAUUUUGCAGCAAGCUCCUUAAUGAUAUCGAUAGCAGAUGAUAUCACUGACACAGAAAUAUCAAUAAGAGAAAUAAUUGCAUUCGCAGGACUGUAA